Messenger RNA from Penaeus vannamei (Pacific white shrimp), 1574 nucleotides. RefSeq names its product esterase OVCA2. NCBI's taxonomy places the organism in Eukaryota, Metazoa, Arthropoda, Malacostraca, Decapoda, Penaeidae. Gene Ontology annotation, biological process: response to retinoic acid. Gene Ontology annotation, molecular function: hydrolase activity. Gene Ontology annotation, cellular component: cytoplasm; nucleus. The record is from RefSeq and is a predicted model, not a curated record.
CUUUAAACUAACAGCAACUGGCAACUGCCAACUGACAGCUGACGGGAUGUAAACAUUCCGGAUCAGCUGUUUCGCGAAGCACGUGCUCAGGCAAGAACUGUGCGAAAACAGUGUAUAUUUGUUAAUAACGUAUACCGGUAUAAUCCUACAAUUUCAGCAUAAGCCAUGACAGAAAAAAGUACUAAAAGACCACUUAGAAUCUUGUGCCUUCAUGGAUACAGACAGAAUGGCAGUACAUUUCGGGAAAAAACAGGAGCUUUUAGAAAAUUAUUAAAAAAACAAGUGGAAUUUGAAUUUAUGACUUCCCCUUUGGAAGUGCCUCCCCUAGAAAGUGCCGAUGACAAGGAUGGAGGCUCAGGUUGGUGGUUCAGCCGUCCAGAUGACUAUUUUAGAGCUCAGGAUGAGUCUGACUGCGUAAAGGGAUUUGAGGAGUCAUUAGGAGCUGUUGAAACCGCAUUCAAAGAAAAAGGCCCAUUUGAUGGAAUCCUUGGCUUUAGUCAGGGAGGAGCGAUGCUGGGCCUUAUAUGCGGCCUUCAACAGCAAGGAAAACUUUCCUAUUCCUUCAAGUUUGCAAUUUUUGUGUCUGCCUUCAAGUCACGAUCAUUGCCUCAUCAGCAUCUGUAUGCCGAGAAGAUCACUCUUCCAACAUUGCAUGUGUUCGGAGAGACAGAUCAGGUGAUUGAGAAACCUAUGAGUGAAGAACAUCUACAAUAUUUUCAUGAUCCAGAGAUAUUAAUGCACCCAGGCGGCCAUUUCAUCCCAGCUGCUGGAGCGCAGAAAGCAGUUUAUGUUAAGUUCAUUGAAAAAAUGAGAGAGCUGUGUGGCUGAUAAGACCAGUUAAUAAUUUCUAUUUAUGAUUUUGCACAUGCUUCUUUAUAUUUCUUAUUUGCUGUAGCAAACUGUAAAUUGUUUAUUUGACAUCUUUAUAGUCAUCUUUAUCUUUAUUGACAUCUUUAUAGUCAUAUUGUAAAUGUGAUUUAGUAAUGAUUUGUAUACAAAAUUAUUACACUUUUUAAAUAGUACUCUAGUACAAAUAUUAGUUUGCUCAAUGUACUCAUGAUACCACUUAUCUUUUGGUAUUCAUUGAAUGGCAAUAAAAUAAUGGCUUAUUACAAACCAAAUGUGAUGUAUUUGAUAAAAAGGUGAAUAAGUAAUGCUAGUUUGUAUUUAUUAAUAAAUUAAUAGAUACAUUUGUUGAUUGGAAUGUAGAUCCUAAUCCAGGGCCUACAAGUUUAUUGUAAAGAAAUUUUUAUCAAUAUGUCAUAUGUAAAUAUAAAGUCAUAUAUGAAAAUACAUAUGGUGCUGAAAAGAAAAAAAAAAAACAAUAAGAAAGGAAUAUUUCCACUAGGAUUUUACGUCCUGAUGAGGAUUCUAGUCCAACUCAAAACGUCACACUUAAGUAUUCCUUUCUUAUUGUGACUAUGCUACAUUUCGUCUUUGUACACAUUGCUUUCUUUGUAUUUUUUUGCGUAUGAAGUGAUUUUCCCAAAUUUUAGCCUUUUGUCCUUACUUUCAGAAAGUUUAUGUUUACCAUCAUUCUAUGUAUUUUGCUAUAACAAUAAACAGGAGAUGCA